Rhopalosiphum maidis (corn leaf aphid) is the source of this 792-nucleotide messenger RNA. Its product is annotated as cuticle protein 18.6-like. Gene Ontology annotation, cellular component: extracellular matrix. The coding region runs from base 58 to 456 and encodes 132 amino acids. NCBI's taxonomy places the organism in Eukaryota, Metazoa, Arthropoda, Insecta, Hemiptera, Aphididae. The record is from RefSeq and is a predicted model, not a curated record. The transcript has 2 exons.
UUUAUUUUCAAGCAUCGUGUUCUGUAAAAGUGUGUAAUAAUCUACAACAAAUUUAAAAUGGCUAUCAAGAUGAUAAUGUUUGUCGCUUUAUUCGGGCAUUUGGCUGUUGCAUACCCACCUACUGAGUACAAAAGUUACGACACCGACCACUACGAUCAUGCACCUAAGCCAUAUAAUUUCGAGUACGAUGUGAAAGAUCUUCACACGCAUGACAUCAAGAGCCAACACGAGGUGAGUGACGGUCACGGUAACGUUAAAGGAUCGUACCGUCUCGUGGAACCUGACGGAUCAACCCGCGUGGUCGAGUAUACCGCUGACCACGAACACGGCUUCAACGCUGUUGUCAAAAAGAUCGACGCACCCAAUCAUCACGGCGAGUACUCUGGCACCGCAGACUACCAUCAUCAUUACGAUUCACUUCAUCCGUACGAACAUUCGUCGUACAAAUUUUACUGAAAUGUAAAAAAAAACCGCUGAUUUUACUGGAAAAUGUGAUACCAAACCGACGUGCGGUUGAUGAUACAGACUAUUUAGUAUGCACAUUAUGUACAUUUUUUUUUAUUAAAUAAUAUAUUCUCCAUUGUUAUUAUAAAACAUGAGGUUUUAUUUUAUUAUUUACUGAAUGUUAAUCUACAGCACGCUAUAUGCGGAAGAAAGAACUAUUUGUAAACUCACUCAGUGAGUAUACAUAUAGUUACUAUAUCGAAUUGAUAAAAAUAUUUGAGUAAAAUAAAUCCAAAAAAGUAUUCCUGAAAAUAAACAAAUGAAUACAAUCGUUUAUAAUUAUUAGCC